Messenger RNA from Thecamonas trahens ATCC 50062, 1698 nucleotides. Its product is annotated as cation channel sperm-associated protein 4. Gene Ontology annotation, cellular component: CatSper complex; sperm principal piece; membrane. Lineage: Eukaryota; Apusomonadida; Apusomonadidae. Bases 1 to 1698 code for a protein of 565 amino acids. Gene Ontology annotation, molecular function: voltage-gated calcium channel activity; calcium-activated cation channel activity. The record is from RefSeq and is a predicted model, not a curated record. The transcript has a single exon. Gene Ontology annotation, biological process: flagellated sperm motility; sperm capacitation; transmembrane transport.
AUGGCCGAGUCGGUCGGCGCCUUGCCGACCUUCCGCGGCGAGGCCGGGAGCGCGGCGGCAGGCGGCGGGCGCGGUGGCGGGAAGGAGAAGAUGGGCGAACGCGGGCGGCGACAGACGUAUCCGACAGACGUCGAGCUGACUGCGUCCGAGUUUGAGAUUCCAGGCGUGCUGGCGGCGGCCGACGAGGAGCUGCCGUCGGCGCCGAGCGAGCCGCGACGGGUCUUUGGCGCAGGCAUCACGCUCGACGAGCUCAAGGCUGAGGAGAGCGUCCGUGGCGGCGCGGGUGGCGGGCGGAUGGACGGGCCCGGGCUGGCGCAGGUCGGCGACGACGGGGGUAAGCCCGAGAUCAACUUUGCCGACGUCGUCGACGUUGAUCCGUCCGAGGCCUGGGACUCGUAUGUCUCGCAGGACCUGGUGGGCGUGCUCGUCGAGUCGGUGGCCUUCCGGCUCGGCAUUCUGUUUAUCAUUGUCCUCAAUUCCAUUCUCAUUGGCGUGCAAACCGACCGCGCCAUCCAGUCACGGAUGGACGGCUUGCUCUCGGCGUUCGACACGGUCUUUCUCAUCAUCUUUGUGGUGGAGAUCGGGCUCAAGUGGUACUACGGGUUCAUGCGGUUCUGGCUUCAGGGCUGGAACAUCUUUGACCUCAUCAUUGUCGCGGCCUCGCUUCUUGGCCCGUCGCUCUCGUUCCUCUCGUCCGGGCGCGUGCUCCGGAUCCUCCGCGUGGUGCGGGCGUUCCGGUCGCUGCGGUCGAUUUCGGCGCUGCAGGGCCUGCAGAUCAUUGUGCAGACCAUCCUGCAGUCGCUCCCGGACAUGCUCAACAUCUUGCUCCUGCUCAUGAUUGUGGCCUUUAUCUUCGCCGUUGUGGGCGUGACGGUCUUUGGCGACGCCACCCCGCAGCACUUUGGCUCACUCGAUCAGGCGCUGUUCUCGCUCUUCAUCAUUGUGACCCAGGACGGAUGGGUGAGCAUGUUCUCUGAUUUGGAGGACAAGGGCAUGUUUGUGCCUGCUGCCCUCUACUUUGCCUCGUUUAUCAUCCUCGGUGCGUUUGUCCUCUCCAACGUCUUUGUCGGCGUCGUCGUCACCAACCUCUCUGUCUCGUACAACGAGCUGAAGCGGACAAAGCGGGCGCAGCGACGGAGCCUCAUCACGCCGGCGACGGCCGCGAUCAUGGGCGGGGCGGCCGGCGCUGCCGCCGCUGCCGCCGGCAGCACCGCCAGGCCGAGCUCCGGCAAGCGCGAGAAGAACAUGCCGCUGCUGCCGCUAGUGCCCACGCCCGACGUCCCCAUCUCCACAUGGCGGGCACAGAUGCCGCUCGAGACGCCGGACUCGCUGCGGUCGCUCCCAAUCUCGACGCUUGAGAACUAUCUCGUCCUUGUUGCUGCGCUGGAGCAGAACAUGAGCGAGUACGUCGAGAUUCGGUCGCGGCUCCACGCCGCCGCCGAGGUGGUGGCGGGCGUCAACGAGCUCCACCGGCCAGACGGCGGCGACGACGAUGACGAAUACGAGUCGGACGACGAUGACACAGUGACCGGCUCGGCAGCGACCAGCAUGGCUGGCGCUGGUCUCGGCUCGCCUGUCCCCACCGAGACCGACCGCUCAGAGGAGCCACUGGAAGCCGUGGUGCCGCAGCGCGACGUGCUCUCGCGCCAGAUCCGGGAGCAGCAGCACGCUGGCGAGCUCCGGCGCCGGCGCCCGUGA